This is a messenger RNA of Acaulospora colombiana, 408 nucleotides long. NCBI's taxonomy places the organism in Eukaryota, Fungi, Glomeromycota, Glomeromycetes, Diversisporales, Acaulosporaceae. The record is from the annotation of a GenBank genome assembly.
AUGGCAUCUUACUUUGAAGAAAAAGGCUUACCAGACCCAACCUUUAAAAAAAAGUCACAAACGACCUCUACCAAUAAUCCCGAUGUUUCGCACUUUUUCAGAGGUACUAAUGAGACAGGACAGAAUGAGGAUUAUCAUGAAAACUAUUCUAAUGUGGAAAGAUAUUUUUCAUUGGCAAAUUUUUUCGGUGCCAUAAGAGAUAGGCGAGCAGGCAACGGUGCCGACACCAAUCAAGAAUUCUUGGAUAAUUUGAUCUCUCAGUUAUUAGAAGAGGCUAAUGCCAACGCGAAAGGUCCUCCGCCGGCUAGUAAGAAAUUUAUUCAAAGCUUGCCCCUAGUUCCAAGGUCAGAGAUUAAGGCUGGUAAUGUAUUGAUCACCGGCAGGUGUUUCGUGGAAAAGCUGUUGUGA